Cladocopium goreaui is the source of this 1130-nucleotide messenger RNA. Lineage: Eukaryota; Dinophyceae; Suessiales; Symbiodiniaceae. The record is from the annotation of a GenBank genome assembly.
AUUCGACCGUCGCUCAUGGCAUUCGAUGCUGCUAUCUUCGGGAACUACACUUUGAGGACAUCCAUUUCACAGUUGGGAAGCAAAACCUUCUUCCUGUCUGUCAUCCUCACGGCAUGGUGCCCAUGGCAGGGAGUUCGUAAUCAUCCAGAUCAAUCUCUGCAGAGCAUUCUGGUCUUCUUAGGUAGCUUCCUGUCCUUUGCUCUACGCAUCGGCUUGCUGGGCUUUGUGUCUGACAAAACUUGGCAGUUUGGCACCUUUGAUGCAGUGUCUUGCGCAUUGCUCUUCAUGCUGGGAAUCAAGGCCCGCAUGGAUUUGGCCAGUUGUGAUGCUCGAGAAGUGAGGCUGAGAUUCAAUGCUACAAGCCAUGGUGCGGAUGCAGCUGGUGGGGAGCCCGAUCCCGAAAAGCCAAAGGAGCCCUUCAGCCAGUGGAACAGCGCAGCCUUCAGCACUUUCAUGCCAGCCUCAGAGGCAAAGGAGCCCGCGACAACGCAGUAUGGCACCGAAACGCAGUUUGUGCCUUCAGAUGGAGUGCUUUCUGGUCGACCGGAUGAUAGGAGCGUCUCAAACCUGUUGGCCUUUGUUCUCACUUUCGUCAUUAUCUUCUUGGCGCAGGCAGAUGAUCGUUCCGUCACAGCGCUGAUUCAGACGGGUGUGCAGAGUGCAGAUGCCAUUUGUGGUGCCUUGCUGGGCAUUUUUUUGCCAACCCUUGUGGCGGUCUUCUUCGGAAUUUUCCUGGAGGGUAGUCUCAUCGAUUCCAGGAUUAGAAGGGUUGCCGCAUGGUAUCCGCAUUAUCUUUUUUUAAAGGCUCAGGCAACCUCUGCUUGUGACAUGUUAUUCAAUUUUUCUUCAGCUAGCAUUCCUACAAAACAUCUCAUUUUGUUGUUUUUUGUUUGGAAACGGACACAACUAUGGUGGCUUUUCUGUUGGAUUUCUCUGCUCAUUCUCCCCGAUUUGCUGAAAAAACUCUGUGGCCAGGCUGCUCUUCACGGUUUCUUCCAUCCUGCUGGCCCUGAGCUUCAUUACUUUGACACAGGCUUUGCUUUACCUUGAUGCAGCCCGUCCGAUGCAGGAGAAAGUUCUGGCACUGCUGAACUUGUUCACAGAGAGCUGAAUCCUGAAAAAGCCUAGAG